GAGCUGAAAGACAGCCCAGCGGGGUGAGGAAGAGUGCUGCCUUUCUCCUCCUUGGAAGCAGAGGCAGCUCUCUCCCUCGCCAGUGUUUAUCAGGAGAGACCAAGAAGGCAGGAAGCUUCUCCCAGCAGGGUUGAGCUGAAGCACAGAGGAUCCACUCCAAGGGUUGGCUAGUCCUGCAGAGAUGGAUCCAAUCCCUGACCUAUAUGGGACCCCUGGGGACAUGCUGGACCACUUCCUGAAGCACAGCCUUCAGCCCCAGAGGGACUGGAAGGAGGAAGGGCAGGAUGCCUGGGAGAGAAUCGAGAAAUUCUUUCGGGAACAGUGCUUCCGUGAUGAGCUGCUCCUGGACCAAGAAGUCAAAGUGAUUAAGGUGGUGAAGGGAGGCUCCUCAGGAAAGGGGACGACGCUGAAUCACAGAUCUGACCAGGACAUGGUUCUGUUCCUAAACUGCUUCUCCAGUUUCAAACAUCAGGCGCGAAGCCGAGAACGCGUCAUCAACUUCAUGAAAGAGAAGCUGGUUCGCUGUAGGAACAGCCUGGCCUACAAAAUCACUGUGGUUACACACAGAGAGGGAAACAGGACCCCUCGCUCCCUGACCUUACGGAUCCAGUCCAAGAAGAGUAAUGACAUCAUCCCGAUGGAUGUUCUCAUGGCUUAUGAUGCUUUGGGAUCCUUUUCCCGAGACUCAAAACCAGCACCAGAAAUCUACGAAAAGCUAAUAAAGAGUAGGGGCUACCCCGGGGAAUUCUCCCCGAGCUUCACAGAGCUGCAGAGGCAUUUCGUGAAGAGCCGCCCUGUUAAACUGAAGGACCUCCUCCGGCUAGUGAAGUUCUGGUACCUGCAGUACCUGAGACGUAAAUACAGAAGAGCACGAUUGCCCUCCAAGUAUGCGCUGGAGCUUCUGACCAUCUAUGCCUGGGAAAUGGGCACAGAGAGCAGCGAGAGCUUCAGAUUGGAUGCAGGGUUUGUAGCCGUGAUGGAGCUCCUCAGGGACUACGAGGACAUCUGCAUAUACUGGACCAAGUACUAUGAUUUCCGCAACGAGGUCGUCGGGAACUUUCUCAAAGAACAGCUGAAGGGAGACCGGCCCAUCAUCCUAGACCCAGCCGACCCCACCAACAACCUAGGAAGCAGAAAAGCGUGGGACCUGGUGGCUAAAGAGGCCAAGCACUGCCUGCGGCAGGCCUGUUGCAUCACUGAAGACCCCAGCGGGGGCUGGCAUGUACUGCGAGCAAGGGACAUUCAGGUGAUAGUGAAACAAACAGGAAAAGAACCAUGGAGUCUCUGGAAAAACCCCUACAGCCCCAUCAGAAAGAUGAAAGCAGAUAUCAAGAGGACAAAUGAGCUCCACGGGGAAGUGCGCAUCUCCUUCCAGGAGCCAGGAGGAGAGAGACAACUGCUCAGCAGCCGGAAGACCCUAUCAGAUUAUGGAAUCUUCUCUAAGGUGAACAUCCGGGUGCUGGAGACCUUUCCUCCUGAGAUCCAGGUGUUUGUGAAGUUUCCCAGUGGCGAUAGCAAGCCUUAUGCCAUCAACCCUGAUGCCAUCAUCUGGGAACUGAAAGGGAAAAUUGAGGAUGAUGGAGGCCCUUGUAUGGAGGAUCAGGUACUGAUGCUGGAAGAUGAGGAGCUGGAAGACUAUCACAGCCUUGACUAUCUACAGAUCAAAGACUGUGACACCAUCCAGCUCAUUAGGGUUAGCUGAGUUCUAGUCUAGCUGUUCAUGGCGCCAGUGCCCAUUGUCAACUCCCCACCUCAUCCCUCUAUGCUGACGCUGCAUUCUUUCUGUAGCCUAACAAUCAACAUAUCCUUGUCUUGCUUAAAACCCUCCCAUGUUUUCCUGUACCUAGAGAAGGAGUUCCAAGUUUCUUUUCCCAAUACUUAAAGUCAUUUCUAUCAAUCAAGCUGAGCCCUACUUGUUCCCCCUUCCCCACUCGAAACAUACCAGAGACUGCCAAACGCUCAGCACUCACACUGAAUGCUGAGUCCCAACUUCAUCGCUUUCAGUUGGCUAUCUUCCCCCAACCCAUGUUUUUAUCUUUCAAGACUCAGACUUGUAAGACACUGGAUCUCCAAAUAUGGAACUCAGAUUGAUAGAAUCAUCAUCACUCUGGGAGCCUCUUAGAAAGGAAAAUUAACCCAAGCCAGAUACUCCACUGAGGCUCCGCAGUCUGUCUUACCAAGCCUUCCAUGCCAUUCUGAUACAUGGCUCAUAUCUGAAAACUAUACGGCCCUUGCAGCCAGCCAAGUCAUCUUAUGCUUCUACCCUCUCCCUUCAUCCACAUUAGACUUCUGUGAAGUAUGUGGGCUCUUAAAUCAUGUUGUUUUGUUAGAUUUAUCUCCUAGUCUAAUGAGACUUGAUUUUUUUUAAAAUGCCUUUUGGUCUAGAAUGGUACUGAUCCAGCGCAAAUGUAUGAUAUGUACUUGUUGAAUAAAUGAAUGUCUCUGAA
Messenger RNA from Psammomys obesus (fat sand rat), 2447 nucleotides. RefSeq names its product 2'-5'-oligoadenylate synthase-like protein 2. The coding region runs from base 182 to 1702 and encodes 506 amino acids. Gene Ontology annotation, molecular function: double-stranded RNA binding; protein binding; 2'-5'-oligoadenylate synthetase activity. Gene Ontology annotation, biological process: regulation of ribonuclease activity; negative regulation of viral genome replication; defense response to virus. Gene Ontology annotation, cellular component: cytosol; membrane; nucleoplasm. Lineage: Eukaryota; Metazoa; Chordata; Mammalia; Rodentia; Muridae. The record is from RefSeq and is a predicted model, not a curated record. The transcript has 6 exons.